AUGGGGGCUGACGCCGCUGGCGGCGCAGAUGGUGGCGGCGGCGGAAGCGGCGGCGGCGGAAACGGCAGCGUCAGAAGCGCAGGCGGCUUCGGAGGCGGAAGCAGUGACGCCGCAGACAGUGGCUUCGAGGUCACCAAGGGGCAUCGCUGCACAAGCGGCUUCGGCUCCGAAGGCCUCCGGGGCUCAAGCGGUGGCGGCAGCGGCAUAAGCGUUGGCGUCGGCGGGGAUAGCAGUGGCAGCGGCUUCAGCGGCGGCACAAGUGGCGUCGGUGGCGGCGCAGGCGAUUUCAGCGGUGGAACCAGCAACGCCUCCGACGACGGCGUCAAGGGUGCAAGCGGCCUCGGCCAGCGACGUUGCAGACUGCGGCUUCGGCCGCGCAAGCGGCGGUGCAGACGGUGCUGGCUUCGACGGAACAAGCGGCAUCGGCGGCGGCGCAGGCAGUGUUGGCGGCCGAAGGGGCGGCGACACAGACGACGGUGCUGGCGGUGCAAGCAGCACUGGCGCAGACAGCUGGGCUGCACCAGCGGCGACCGCUUGGGCGUCCAAGGCUCAAGCGGCAGCGGCGGCGGCGGUAGCAGCGGUGGAGCACAUAGCGGCAUCAGCGCAGACUGCGUCGGCUGCACAAGCAGUGUUGGCGACUCAAGUGGCGGCUGUGGCGCAGAUGGCAGCAACGCAGAUGGAAGCGGCGGAGCGGCGGCUGGGGCUGUGCAAGCGGCCGCAGCGGGAGCUCGAGGGCCAGCAACUGAGGAAGGGCAGAGUUAUGGACAUGGGCAUGGACACUCCCGGUUCAGUGAAGGAAAUGAGCACCAGGCCAAACAGCAGAUAAAGCCUCGACAAUACGAAGUUACUUUAGACCAAAUCAAGAUGAAGAUUAAUAACCUUAAAAACGAAAACAGGGAUCUUGAAAAAAACAUAGCGAGUUGGGAGGAGAAGGCCAGGGAAGCAAAGAAGCAAGCAGAAACGAAGAGAGAACAUAAGCGUUCCCUUGCUGGAGUACGUAAAUUAAAAGCCCAAGAUGCACUGGUGGAUCAAGAGUUGAGAGCCUUGACAUCAAAAAACCAAGAACUGAAAGAAAGGAAAACAUUCCUGGAAGACCAGUGUAAUGCCCUGAGUUCUAAAGAAGCAGAAUUGAACCUGCUAAAGAAAAAAUUGGAUAUGGUGGUGGAGUUCUCUGAAAACCAAAAACUGACUGCAGAAGAGUAAGCCAUUGCUGUGUUGUCAUAGAUAUUGUUGUAUGAAUUUUCGUGGCGGCCAGUAUUUGGAUCUUCUGGAAUUGGAUCUUUGUGUACUUUUGCCAAAUGCAUUCUGUAGAAUUGUGCCUGCCCUUCCUGUCUUGAUUUGUGUAACCUGAAUUUUCCUUUCUGUUCUAAUGACUUGCCACAUGUUAUUGUGUGAUUCAUUGGGGAAGAAGGGGGAAGGUACCAGCAUUAAUCACUUUGAUACGUGGAUCCCCUCUGGAUCAGUCUACAUUUCCCUUUCAUUUUAACUCUCAUCACAUGCUCUGACCACUCCUGCAUUAGGUCCAUUUCUUGUUCAGUAUGAGACUUGGGUCCAGAACAUGGAGAGAAAAAUGGAAUUCUCUUCCUGCAGAAACAGGGAAAGUUUCUUUGUGGAAAGUGUGCUGGGGCUCCAGCAAUACUGGGUCCCUUUAUCUGGUGUACAACUGAGAUCAUUUGCUGCAGCCCAAUACCUUAGAAGGCCAGGGUAUU
Molecule: messenger RNA, 1709 nt
Organism: Mustela lutreola (European mink)
Lineage: Eukaryota; Metazoa; Chordata; Mammalia; Carnivora; Mustelidae
Product: keratin, type I cytoskeletal 9-like
Exons: 8
Coding region: 1-1203 (400 amino acids)
Source: RefSeq, a predicted model, not a curated record